AUGAAGUCUGCCGGAGCUGGUGAUGAAGGACUCUUCACGGAGAGCUACUGUAACAUCUGCAACGCUCAGCUGAUCUCUGAGUCCCAGCGCGUUGCACACUAUGAGAGCAAGAAACAUGCCAACAAAGUGCGUCUGUUCUACAUGCUCCACCCAGAAGAUGGAGGUCCACCAUCCAAAAGACUGAGACCAGACAAUCCGGACAGUGCAGAGAAUGAGGUGGACAGAAAUAAAUGCUGUACGCUCUGCAACAUGUUCUUCACAUCUGCCAUUGUGGCUCAGUCACACUACCAGGGCAAAACACACGCUAAGAGAGUUCGCUUGGUACUGGGGGAGACGCCAAGUCUGCCUACACCCACAGAGUCAGCCCCGCCCACCCCUCAGAACACAGACCCGCCCCCUCCUUCGUGGCAGCCGCUAGCCAAUCACGGCGAGGCUGGCAAGUACUGCUGCUUGUGUGGCGCUUGGUUUAACAACCCACUGAUGGCACAGCAACAUUACGAAGGCAAGAAACACAAGAGAAAUGCAGCACGGGCGCGACUUCUGGAGCAGCUGGCUGGCAGUCUGGAUGCCAAUGAAAGCACAGGACUGCGCCGGAGUUACUCGUGCAGUGUUUGUAACGUAGUGCUGAACUCCAUCGAGCAGUAUCACGCACAUCUCCAGGGCUCCAAACACCAAAACAACUUAAAACAACAUCAGCAAUGAAGAACUGGAAAUACUGAAGCUGAAGAGGAAAAACAAACACAAACUAAUUGUGACGUCUUGUUUGGCCACAGGAAUUGUUCACCUACAACACCUGAGGAUCCUCAAAUGUCAAGUGUUUUAUAUUUUUGUGGUCACAAUCAAAAGCUCAAAGUUCAAUCUACUUUGGGAAUAUCGUCCAUCCUUCCAUGAGCAUAAAGGUUGCCUAUGAUCAGUCCAGUGAUAUUCAUCAUGUAACAUGAGUGCACCAGCCUGAGCAGACAUGCAGUGGUCCUGCUACUUUUAUUUUUGCCUUUCAAACUCUUGAAUGCAGUGGCCUGUCUUUUUCUCUGCUCUUCAAGCGAGACAUCGCUGAUUUGGUUGUUGACUUUGGCAUGCCUGUGACAGAACGAGAUCAUCAACCUUUUUCCAGUGAUUUUGUUGAGUACGUGUGUGGGAAUGCUGCCAGUGAGGAAUCAAUUCAACUGCCUUUGAGUGAGAUCUCUCUCAGCUGUGGUCAAAACAAUAUUUCAGCACUAAGUUUCAGCACUGUUACCACAGACCCAACACACAUCCUGUUUAUUCACACCACAGUCAGUGUUGCAUAGGACAGAACAUUCCUAUAGAGCUGUGAUGCUGCUUAACCACUGAUGUCAAAUGGAAUAUGCCAUCAAUAUAAAGGAGUCCAGAUGCAAAGAGUUGGCAUUUUUCACCCUGACUCAAUCAUGGAUGAUUCACAUGGACGUAAAUGUGUGAACCAGGCUCUGAGCUUUAUCUAAAUCUAUGCCAAAAUGACUGCCUGUAAAACCAGAGCUCAGUGCCUGCUGUUUUAAGAAUGGAAGCUCUCUUUUAUUUAUUUUUAUUUUUAUUAAUUUUUUUUGCUUUUCUGAUGUGGCAUAAGUGGUGUUUUUCUUUUUAUCGUAGAAUAAAUGGUAGCUACUAAACUAAAACUAAAACAUACGUGAGGCCUCAUUUAUGUUAAACACAUUUCCUAAAUGUUCCUAUGAUUCCUAAAACAGUUCACAAAUCCACCCUGCUUUAUUUUGGCAUCCUACAAAAAUCCCACAAAUAUCCUUAUUAGUAGGAGACUGUUUAGAUUCCUAAAUUAUCCCUGUUUACAUGCACAUCACAAUUUGAAUCAAAAUCAUAUUUUCCCAAAUAUCUCUUGUUAUUUUUCAGUAGGUUUUUGAAUCUUUUUUUCUGGAAGCAGAUAAAAAAAAUAUAAUAAUUAGCAUUUGUCAUUUAUAUUAGAAUAUUAAUGUAAAUGUAAACGUUCUCACUAAUUAAUUUAUUCAGGCAGUAACUCAUUUGCAUCACUUAAAGUCAUCUGAAAAUUCAGUGCGAAAAAAAAAGAAGACUUUUUUUCACAUUCGUUUCUGCCUUUAUAUAUGUCAGUUUGUUCAUCACGUUAAUUCAUUUAGUAUCAAGCAUGUGUAUAUUAUAAAUGAGGCCUUGGUCAGAAAAGUGUGACUUAUGCAAAUCAGAGUAUUACAGUAGCGACCAAGCCAGAUGUUUUAACAUGGUAUGGUAAAGUAAUGCAAAAAUAUAUACAUAUAUUUUGUAAAUAAUCGAUAUACACAACAAUAUUGUUUAGUUUCACCCUUCAACUGCUAGUCCAGGAUGAUUAUUGUGAAGUAUCUAUUGACAAGGUUUUUGUGUGCUGUUUUCUGAUCAAUAUGUGGUUGAGCUGAAAUCCUGAACACUCUUGGGCUUUUACAAAACAUGAAGACACAACAUUUAAGUCUAACCCCAAGGAUGUCUCUGUUGAAAGAAGUAACAUGUCAUUUACAGCAAGCUAGACUACUGAAUGGCUGUUAUUUGUAUGUGAUGUCUUGGUUUCCAGUAAAAAUGUCUAAACAUCCUUACAAGAUGAAUUUACUUGGAAAGCAACUUUUGAUGUGGUAUUUACUGGAAAACAAGAUAAAAAUAUUGUUUGCAGUGCUGUUGGGUACAGUGUAAAAUGACUCAGGAUUACAGGAACCAGUUUGAACAUGGUUUUGCGAAUAAUACCUGAAAGCUACUUCAGAAACACAAAGAAUCAGUACAAAGGACAUAACAGACACAAACGUGUGAUUCAUUUGAUGUGAAGUGUGGAGUGGCGCAGAUCUUUGAGAACUAACUCAGGCUGUUAAGAUGUAUCACUUUGUAUCAGUUCUUGUUUCACCUCAUCUAAGUCUUUCGCAUUUUUCUGAUCGUGUAAAGUCAAAUAUCAGUCUUGGCGUCCAUGAAAUUAAAUGCAAUUUCAACUACAAAUGGAUUUCAAAAUAUUUUAUGGUCAAUAUAUGCUGUGGACUAGAAAUGAUAUAUUUAUUAUGAAAAAAAUAUAUAUUAAAUGCAAACUAUGAAAGCAUAUGUAUGUAAAUUGAAAGAGUUGUGAGUUUCCUGUGAAAAAGUGAGAAAUUAAGUCUGUACUGUGCACAUUUGUAAAUACACUUGAUAAUGAUUAUUUUCACUUUCAAACUAUAAAU
Messenger RNA from Carassius gibelio (silver crucian carp), 3146 nucleotides. RefSeq names its product zinc finger protein. The coding region runs from base 1 to 702 and encodes 233 amino acids. The transcript is spliced from 6 exons. The record is from RefSeq and is a predicted model, not a curated record. Lineage: Eukaryota; Metazoa; Chordata; Actinopteri; Cypriniformes; Cyprinidae. Gene Ontology annotation, molecular function: nucleic acid binding; zinc ion binding.